AAUAUCAAUUCAAGUAGUGUUUGGCGCGGUGAUAAGGGUAGGUAUCUAAGGUCGUUUGAUCACGAUGUUUUUAUUGUUUCAUCUAUUAGUCGCUCGACAGAUAUUGAACAUUAAUCACGCUUGUUUCGUUAAUAAGAAAGAAAUAAUUUCCGUACACAACCAGAAUGUCUAAUGUUUCAUUGGAUGAUAAAACUAUGGCAAGGCAAAACGGAAUCGUUCAACCUCUGCUAACUGAUCUUUAUCAAAUAACAAUGGCAUAUGCAUAUUGGAAAUCUGGUAAAGUAAAUGAUGUUGCUGUCUUUGACCUAUUUUUUCGCACAAACCCAUUCCAAGGAGAAUUUACUAUAUUUGCGGGCCUUGAAGAAUGCUUAAAGUUUUUACAGAAUUUUCAUUAUUCUGAAAGUGAUAUAGACUACUUGAGGCAAACAUUGCCAUCAACAAUAGAGUCUGCAUUUUUUGAUUACUUAAAAGAUUUAACCUGUAAGGAUAUCAUUUUAAGUGCGAUUGAAGAAGGGUCUGUUGCAUUUCCAAGAGUCCCAUUAUUAAGAGUCGAAGGCCCGCUGAUAAUCGCUCAGUUGUUAGAGACAACUCUUUUGACCCUGGUUAAUUUUGCAAGUCUUAUGUCUACAAAUGCAGCUCGCUACAGAAUGUUUGCUGGCAAACAUAUUUCUUUAUUAGAAUUUGGACUCAGAAGGGCACAGGGACCGGAUGGAGGACUUUCAGCAUCGAAAUAUUCGUAUAUUGGGGGUUUCGAUGGUACGAGCAACGUCUUAGCGGGCAAGAUGUUCAAUAUCCCCGUAAAGGGGACGCAUGCACACUCGUUCGUGACGUCAUUCAGUACACUUGAUGACAUACAAUGCGUUACAUUGCCACACGCCGAAACACAAGAGCAAUGUAAUCUUCUAGAGAAAUCUUUAGAUUGGCGUAACAGGCUCUCGCUAAUAUUGGACGCGUCUCCCGAAGAAGCUAGCGACGGAGAGCUGGCUGCUUUGAUAUCGUAUGCACGAGCGUUUCCUUCGGGUUUCCUCGCGCUGGUCGAUACCUACGACGUGAAGAGGUACCGCUUUGAUGGCUUGCACAGGCAACAUAUGAAUGGGCAUUCCGGCUACAAUAGCAACUGUGGAACCAAUGGUAUUACACCGGCUAUCCGUAGUAGAUGUGGAUACACGGUCGAACGCACACUGAGGAGCGGUUUACUGAACUUUUGCGCUGUUGCAUUGGCAUUACACGAGUGCGGAUAUACAGCUGUAGGGAUUCGAAUCGACAGUGGUGAUUUGGCAUACCUCUCAGUAUUAGCGAGAGAUACCUUCAAGAAAAUAGCUGACACUUUCGCCCUGCCAUGGUUCGCUAAGCUGACAAUCGUCGCCUCAAAUGAUAUAAAUGAAGACACGAUAUUGAGUCUUCAUGAGCAAGGUCAUGCAAUUGACUGUUUUGGUAUCGGAACACAUUUAGUUACAUGCCAGCGUCAGCCAGCCUUGGGAUGUGUCUACAAGUUGGUAGAAAUAAAUGGACAGCCACGGAUCAAGCUCAGCCAAGAUGUCGGAAAAGUAACAAUUCCCGGUCACAAAAAGGCGUACAGAUUAUUCGGUGCGGAUGGUCACGCGCUGAUAGAUCUAUUGCAACGUUCGUCGGAAGCGGCGCCUGAGGUCGGGCAGAAAGUACUCUGUCGUCAUCCCUUCCAAGAAUCCAAGAGGGCCUACGUUAUACCCAGUAAAGUCGAACAUCUUUAUAAGAUAUACUGGAAAGACGGACAGAUCACCACCGCACCAAAGCCGCUGUCCGAAGUUCGUGAAAGAGUUCAGGCGUCGCUAAGAACUCUACGUCAGGAUAUCAAGAGAAAUUUGAAUCCUACGCCAUAUAAGGUCGCAGUAAGCGAUGACCUCUACAGUUUCAUUCACGACUUGUGGCUACAAAACGCACCGAUCGGUGAAUUAUCCUGAAGUACAUCCAAAACGGAAUUCAACCGGAAUAAAACACGUAAACGUUAACUUUUUAAAAUGGUGUAUUUAGUAGACAUUUUAUCUACCAAGUAAGCGGUUAUAGGCUCGGUUUCUAUAUGAAACUUACAGAUGACCGUUAUAAAAUGUUAAUACACGUUUACUGUACCAAACUGACAUUUAAAAUAUCUGUUUGACAGUUUAAUAAUGACAUAGUCAACCGUGACAAUGCCAGUUGUAAACUGUCACAUUAUUAGUUAAAAUGAUUUUUUAUCCAUUUCAUUAUUUUACUCUCAAGUAAAAAAGGAACAAAUAUUUUUUGGUGAUUUUAAUCAACUUUAUAUAGGUUUUAAUUUGUAAGUAAAAUUUAAAAAUCAUGUACAUUUUUAAUUAUUUUAGGAAUAACUAUUAGGGACCUUUGAAACUAAACACUGCAUUUAAAGUAGCGAUAGACGGUAAAAAUCGAAGUACAGUUAAAAAAAGAAAAAUAUGAUAUGCAGUAUUUAAUCUAACUUAACUAAUAUGGAGAAUAAUUUAACUUAUUG
Pieris napi is the source of this 2482-nucleotide messenger RNA. RefSeq names its product nicotinate phosphoribosyltransferase (gene Naprt). The record is from RefSeq and is a predicted model, not a curated record. NCBI's taxonomy places the organism in Eukaryota, Metazoa, Arthropoda, Insecta, Lepidoptera, Pieridae. Gene Ontology annotation, molecular function: nicotinate phosphoribosyltransferase activity. The transcript has 11 exons. Gene Ontology annotation, biological process: NAD+ biosynthetic process. The coding region runs from base 165 to 1940 and encodes 591 amino acids.